AUGACCUCGUGUUACGAAUGCUCCCUGGACAUGCUCAACAAACCGACUGUAUUCCCCAUCUGCACAAUCGCCAACACACCUCGUCUACCCGAGCAUUGUAUCGAGUGGGCGUCAGUCAUCGAAUGGCCGCGUGUUCAUGGCGAGGGCAAAAAGAUGGAUACCGACGAUCCCGAACACAUUACUUGGCUGUACGAAAAGGCAUCCAAACGUGCCGCCGAGUUCUCAAUAGAGGGUGUUACGUGGUCUUUGACACAGGGCGUCGUCAAGAACAUCAUUCCAGCUAUUGCUAGCACGAACGCCAUUAUCGCGGCCAGCUGCGUCAGCGAGGCACUCAAGAUCGCGACCAAUGCGGCGCCCUACCUUCAGAAUUACAUGAUGAUGAUUGGAACGGAGGGUGUGUACAGCUUUACGUUCGAGUUGGAGAAGAAGGAGGAGUGCCCGGUUUGUGGAGGUGAGACGGUGGAGUUGUCGAUAAGUCGGGAUAUGAAAGUCGAAGAGCUCAUCGAAUAUCUCGAAGAGAAGCAAAACAUUGGUCCUAGUCAAAUCAAGAAGCCAUCUCUGUCCACAACCACCUCGUCCAUCUACAUGCAGGCGCCGCCAGUCUUGGAGCGAGCAACACGUCCUAACCUAGAAAAGAAAGUCUCAGAGUUGGUGCCUGCAGGUACCGAGGUGACGGUAACUGCGUCUAGCCUCCCUCUCAAGCUUA
Molecule: messenger RNA, 706 nt
Organism: Acaulospora colombiana
Lineage: Eukaryota; Fungi; Glomeromycota; Glomeromycetes; Diversisporales; Acaulosporaceae
Source: the annotation of a GenBank genome assembly